AUGACUGCACCAGACUUCAACCUCGCCAUCGUCGGCGGCGGCAUCGGCGGCCUCUGCCUCGCCGUAUCCAUCACAAAGUACACCUCCAUUCCCGUAACGGUGUACGAGAACGCACCAAAGUUUGGCGAGAUUGGCGCAGGCGUCGCGUUUGGACCCAAUGUCAUCAAGGCCAUGAAUAACAUCUCAGAGCCUCUUGCGGCUGCCGUGGGUGCUCGUGCGAAUGGAAACACGUUCCCGGAGAAGAAGGGCACGUGGUUUGAUUUUCGAGUUGGCAUGGACGGUGUCGACGAGGCUGCGAGGGCAAGAGGUGUCGUCGCCGGGGCGUUUCUUGGCGCCGUCAACCACCCUGAGCCUGGGAGCUGGAUGGUGAAUCGCACGUAUCUCAUUGACGAGCUGGUCAAGCAUCUUCCAUCGGACAUUGCUCGCUUUGGCAAGAAUCUUGUCGACAUCCAGGAUCUUGGCGCUGAAGGCGUGGUGUUGUCAUUCGAGGAUGGAUCAACGGCACGCCAUAGCGCAGUUAUUGGCUGCGACGGCAUUAAGAGCUGUACACGACGUGUUAUGCUAGGCGAAGGCAACCCCGCCGCCAACCCCGUAUACACUGGCAAAUACUGCUAUCGUGGUUUGGUCCCCAUGGACAAGGCGGUCGAGCUGCUCGGCGAGGAAAAGGCCAUGAACUGCCAGGCCUACCUCGGCUACCACGGCCACAUGCUCACAUUCCCUGUGGCUGGAGGCCGGAUGAUGAACGUGGUGGCAUUCCAGUCAGCCAAUGACUGGCCGCACGAGAGGAUGGUCAUCCCAGCCACGAAGGAGCAGAUGGUCGACAGCUUCAAGGACUGGGGCUCCGAUGUGCGCCACAUCGUCCAGCUGAUGGGCCAGUCCGACAUCUGGGCCCUCUUCGACUCCCCGCCGACAGACGCCUUCCACAAGGGAAAUCUGUGCCUGCUGGGAGAUUCGGCGCACGGCUCAACGCCUUUCCAGGGAGCUGGCGCCGGCAUGGCCGUGGAGGAUGCAUACGUGCUUGGGCGACUUCUGCAGCAUGCUAAGAAGGCAACUGAUCUGCCUUCUGUCUUUGAAGCGUUUAGCAGGGCUCGGAUCGAGCGCACGAAUAAGCUUGUCAAGACGAGCAGGGAGGCGGGACAUGUUUGGCACUUUGAGACGGAGGGAGAUGAUAUUGAUAAGAUUCGAGAGAACUUGAAGGAUAGGAUGAGGUGGAUUUGGGAGAACGACAUUGAGAAGGACAUGAAGGAGGCUGAGGCAUGGUUGAAGGGCAGGAAGUGA
Messenger RNA from Fusarium keratoplasticum, 1278 nucleotides. RefSeq names its product FAD-binding-3 domain-containing protein. The transcript has a single exon. NCBI's taxonomy places the organism in Eukaryota, Fungi, Ascomycota, Sordariomycetes, Hypocreales, Nectriaceae. The record is from RefSeq and is a predicted model, not a curated record. Gene Ontology annotation, biological process: secondary metabolite biosynthetic process. Bases 1 to 1278 code for a protein of 425 amino acids. Gene Ontology annotation, molecular function: FAD binding.